AUGGAGGGCCGGGAAGAAACCCCAAAUGAAAAUGGUGAGAACGAGUGCCCCACACAAAAUGAAGAGGGCAAAGGGGAGCAGGAAGAGGAAGGAGGGACAGAUGAAGAGAUGGUGUUCAAUGAAGGCAUGGAGGAUUGGAACGGAUUUAUUUCAGGGGGAAGAGCUUUGGGUGAAGCAGAGGAAGGGGAGGUGGUCACUGAAUGGAAACCUGGUGAACCAGUGACCCCACAGCAUGUCUUAUGGCUGAACAGUUACGCUCAGGAGUACCUGUGUUCACCAGAGGACAACAUCUACAAUGUCAACUUCUCUCGCUUCAAGAUCAGGGAUCUGGGCAGUGGAGCAGUCAUCCUUGAUAUCAAAAAACACGGUCCAACAGAAAUUCAAGACGUCAUUGACCUUGAUACCAACAGAUUCAUCCAGUAUCAUUUCUCUCCUGCGUUCCUGUCCCUUAGAGAGAUCGGAGCUACGUUGGAGUUCACAGUCGGCAGCAAGGCACUGAACCGCUUCCAUCUGAUUGAGAGGCAUUUUUUCAGAAACCUCCUGCUCAAAACCUUUGACUUCGAGAUUGGCUUCUGCAUCCCACACAGCAGAAACACCUGUGAGCACAUCUACAGCUUACCUGAGCUGGAACCAGAGAUAGUUGAGGAAAUGAUUUCCAGCCCGUUUGAGACAUGCUCAGACAGUUUUUACUUUGUCAGUAACAAGCUGAUCAUGCAUCACAAAGCGGAGUACUCCUUCAGCCUGCAAAGAGAGAGCGACAGUUUUAGGGAACAGGGAAACUGUCAGUGA
Molecule: messenger RNA, 789 nt
Organism: Epinephelus fuscoguttatus (brown-marbled grouper)
Lineage: Eukaryota; Metazoa; Chordata; Actinopteri; Perciformes; Serranidae
Gene: unc119c
Product: unc-119 lipid binding chaperone B homolog 2
Exons: 5
Coding region: 1-789 (262 amino acids)
Biological process (GO): mitotic cytokinesis; nervous system development; positive regulation of protein tyrosine kinase activity
Cellular component (GO): spindle pole; spindle midzone; centrosome
Molecular function (GO): lipid binding
Source: RefSeq, a predicted model, not a curated record